AUGAGCUCAACUUCAUUGGAAAACACUGAUGGCGAUAAUGUGGCAGCGGACUCAAAUGUAAAUAGGAAUCAAGAUAUUCAAACCAUAGAUUUCAAUGUUUUGAGCACUCCGAAGAGAAAAACAUCAAUGCCUAUGAAUAGUGCAAGUUCGACCCCGCUGAUAAUAUUGCCAUCCAUCGAAGGUGAGAAUGAGGUUAAUGUAAUCCAUGGGAAUGACCCAGAUUCAUUACAUCCUCAAAAAAUUGGAUCGUAUAGAAUAAGAGCAGGUAAUAAAAUUUCAAACACUCUAAGCAACCUUUUACCUUCUUCGUUGAGUGCAAAAUUACAUCAUUCAAAAAAAUUGCCUAACGACACAACAACCCCUGACGGUACAGGUAAUAAUAAUGGUAAUAAAAAGUUUACCAAACCAAUUACUCCUCAAUCAAUUAAGAAAGAUGAACGAAGCCCAGUGACAGAAAAAAUAGAAGAACAUAACGAACUCAAUGUCUUUUCAAAUAUACAUGAUUCAACUAGUUUAUUGUUAUCUGCUACUACCUCAAAUACAAACAAUAAUGUUCACAAUGCAAGAAGGAGAACAGAUACGAUGAACUCUCAAAUAACUAAUUUAUCAAUGAGUGCCGGUCCAGCAUCGAGUACAAUUUGGGCUCCAAAUAAUGCAAAGGAAAAUAUGCAAACAAACAAUGAAAAUUUAACUCAACAACACUUAUCUCAUCCAUACUUGCAUAACAAUUUAUAUUCUAGCUCAUUACAAACCUUCACAUCUGAUGUGACUAAUUCACUUCAAAACAACAAUAGAGAUAACCUUAUGAUACCUCAACCAUUCCCAACAACAAAUUCUUCUGUUCAGGAUAAUAAUAACAAUAAUACUUGGUCUUCAAAUAAUAAUAUUACCACUUCUCAAAUGAAUAAUAGUCAAAAUACUGAUUUUUUUGGUAACAGACAGCGUUCAAAAUCAACUGCCACAAAUAUUUAUCCCGAUAAUGUAUUAUAUGAACAAAAGAAUUCCAGAAAUCGUACAUUUACCAUCUCAGGCAGCACAGGUACGCCUGCGUUCCCAGUUCAGAACAUGUAUAUGAAUGGUGACAAUGCUAUUAAUAACACUAACAAUGUGAUGAAUUCAGGAAUGUACAACGAAAUUGUUGAUAUUCCACUUGUUGAUGAUGAUGUCGACCCAACUUCACUUAACUGGGUUACAACGGAUACCACUGCCCCAUAUAUUAACCAAGUCUCAAACUUGUUGCCAUCUGAUACCAUUUCGAUCUCAAACAUAUUCUCCAUGCAACAGCAAAAUUCACAAUUAUAUAAUGUUAUUAACUUGACUAGUACAGCUUUAGUCACACUGUGUUCAAGAUUUGGUAAAGUGAAUUCCGCUAGAACUUUGCAAAAUUUAAAUAUUGCCUUAGUUAAAUUCGAUUCAGUUAACAGCGCUGUACUCGCAACCGAAAUGUUACAAAAUAAAGCUAUUUCAAUGGUAGGAGUACCAUGUCAUGUCGCGUUUGCCAAAAUUUUCCCAACUCCAGUACCUGAUCCAAACAGGAUGACUAACAUGCAGUUUAACAAUGAAAAUGGUAGAUCUCUGUUACAAGAACAAUUAUUCAACGGUAAUUUCUCAUUGCAGCAGCAAGGUAACAUUACUGUCCCAGUUUUUAAUCAGCAGUUUAUUCAACUGCAACAUCAAAUGCAACAAAUCCAAAAACAGCAAACUCAAUCAAAUUCGCAGCAUCACAAUCAACAAAAUUCCAGCUUAUCAAAUAAUCAACAACAUGCUUCUCAUCAGUCAACUACUCACAUUACCAAUGCAGACAAAGAACAAUGUCCAUUCCAUUUGCCCCCAGAAACAAUCAGUAGUCAACAGGACUCAUUGAAAGAUAUUAUAAACUCUUUUGAUACCAAAGUGAAUAAGUUGAUAAUUAAUCACGUUGUUAACAACGCAUUAAAAGAUGAAGGAAAAACAGAUAUUUCCAAUUUUGGCCCAUUGCCAAAGAGCAAUCCUAGUAAAGAAUUCGAUGCACCAACCUUACGUGAACUGCGUAAGAUUAUUGACGGAAACCAAAUGAGUGAUCUAGAAAUAGAACAAUUAGCUUUGGUAAUGUUAGAUGAAUUACCAGAGCUAAGUUCUGAUUAUUUGGGUAAUACUAUUGUUCAAAAGUUGUUUGAUCAUUCUUCUGAUAUUAUCAAGGAUAUUAUGUUAAGAAAAACUGCUAAAUACCUAACUACUAUGGGUGUUCACAAGAAUGGUACUUGGGCUUGUCAAAAAAUGAUCAAGAAAGCUACCACUAGCAGACAAAAAAUGCUGAUUGCUGAAGGUGUUAAAAAAUAUUGUACUCCAUUAUUUAAUGAUCAAUUUGGUAAUUAUGUUAUUCAAUGUGUUCUAAAAUUUGGAUUUCCUUGGAAUAAUUUUAUUUUUGAAAGCAUCAUUGCUAACUUUUGGACAAUAGCACAAAAUAGAUACGGUUCAAGAGCUGUAAGGGCAUGUUUAGAAGCACACAAUAUUAUUACUGAGGAACAGACCAUUGUUUUAAGUGCCAUAAUUGUUCUAUAUGUCCAAUACUUGAUAACAAAUGGUAAUGGUACAUUAUUAGUAACCUGGUUUUUGGAUACAUGCAAUUUACCAAAUAGACAUGAAAUAUUUGCUAAGAGACUAGUUCCUAAUAUUGUAGAAUUAAGUUGUCACAAAUUAUCCUCUUUAACUAUAUUGAAGAUUUUAACUUUCAGAGGAGAUGAUACUACAAGAAAUAUUAUUUUAAGCACUAUUUUUGGCCCUAUACCUUCUGAUAAAGAAGGCGAAAGAGAACAAAGAGUUGAUAAGGACAAAGAUGAAUCUUCUGGACCCCCUGAAGCACUAAUUAAAAUCUUGAACGAUAAAAGUAAUGGGCCAACAUUUAUUUAUAAAGUUUUAUCAAUGCCGUUAUUAGAAGAUGAUAUUCGUGCUCAUGUUGUUAAGCAGGUACGUAAAGUAUUACUAGAUAGCUCUAGCUCGGCUCAAAAUCAUAGAAGAUUAAUGGAAGAAGUGGGACUUGCCUCUUUAAGUCCUCAAUCUCCUAAUUCACAGAAUAAUCAACAGAGAAAUUCUAAUGGUAAUAAUUAUGCAAAUGCUGUUCAAGGCAAUGAUAUAACAAGACACGUAAGCCAUGUAUCGGUAUCAAGCGUAAGAAGUAAUGGGGCGCAGAAUAUAAAUCAAGGGGCAGCUUUGAAUAAACCGGCUCUGACCAAGAACAUGCAAUUGAACCAACCGAUUAUGAAUAAUAGCUAUCCAACCUCAGGAUAUCCUGGUUUGAGCCCUACACCUUUAUUAACAAUGAAUAACAAUAAUACAAACAAUAAUCCAAAUUUAAAUGGUAACACUAAUCAUGGCUAUUACAACUAUCCAUCAUUAUAUUCCAUGAACAGUAAUACAAGCUCCAAUUUUCCUUAUAAUGAUGAUCUAACCAGCCAGAUUGAAUCCUUAAUGAUUAAUAAUAAUGAAAACCAAAAUUCAAUAUUACUCAAUGGUGGCAAUGUACAAAAGUAUGGCAUUUAG
Molecule: messenger RNA, 3519 nt
Organism: Tetrapisispora phaffii CBS 4417
Lineage: Eukaryota; Fungi; Ascomycota; Saccharomycetes; Saccharomycetales; Saccharomycetaceae
Exons: 1
Coding region: 1-3519 (1172 amino acids)
Molecular function (GO): RNA binding
Source: RefSeq, a predicted model, not a curated record